Molecule: messenger RNA, 2160 nt
Organism: Hansenula anomala
Lineage: Eukaryota; Fungi; Ascomycota; Saccharomycetes; Phaffomycetales; Wickerhamomycetaceae
Product: Zn(II)2Cys6 transcription factor
Exons: 1
Coding region: 1-2160 (719 amino acids)
Biological process (GO): positive regulation of transcription by RNA polymerase II; DNA-templated transcription
Molecular function (GO): sequence-specific DNA binding; DNA-binding transcription factor activity, RNA polymerase II-specific; zinc ion binding
Source: RefSeq, a predicted model, not a curated record
AUGAGCUUUGGUAGAUUGAAUUUUAGGGUUCAAAGACCUAAAGCUGAUGAUGGAGCUGGAACCAGCACUGUGGUACAAGCUGAUAAAGAGGAAGCACCUUUAGCUAAAAGACAAAGAAAGACUGGAGGAAAACACCAGAUGGCAGCUUGCUGUGCUUGUAAAAGGAAGAGGAAGAAAUGUGAUGGUAAAUACCCAGUAUGUUCUGGCUGUUUGCAUUCUGGUUUAGAAUGCACCAUCUUUGACUUGACUACGAGUCGAACUAUUCCUAGAAACUAUAUUCAACAGCUUGAAGAAAAAAUUGCACUUUUAGACAAGGAACUCGAUGUGUUUAGAGAUAUCACCAAAUGUCAAACUGAUAGUAAUAAUACUCCCACCAAAGAGGCUCCACAAGCGGAGAGAAAACAGAAUUUAGAGUCUGACAUUGGUUUCAUAACACUUGGUGCUGCUGCUGAGUCUCAUUUUAUUGGACAGAGUAGUGCAUUUUCUAUAGCUAGAGCAAUUACGGACUCAAUAAACUAUUAUAACAAAGGUGAUGCCCCAGACCAUAAGAAAACUGCUCAUAAUCCGAGAGAGAUGGUGCAUCAUAGUUUCACAAGCCCAUCAAUACAUCAAGCACAUGACUACCUGAAUUUUUAUGAGUCAUCAGUACAGUGUCAGUAUCCAUUCCUUGAUUGGUAUCUUGUUUCACAAUGGUUUUAUGAUGUCCAAGUUCAUAAUUCACAGGACCCCAAAAAAUUAUUCUUCAUUUACAUGAUCUUUGCAAUAGGCUCACAAAUUCAAUCAGCUUCUUCCAAAACAGAAUAUGGUACAUCCAAUAUCUUAACUAGAAGUUAUUACAAUAAGGCAUUUGAACAUAUCAAUGAUUUAUUGAAGAAUCCAACAUUGGAAACUGUUCAAGUUUAUCUUUUGCUUUCAGUUUUUUCACAGAAUAUGCCCGAUGGAACAUCAAUAUGGCAGACAACAGGUUUAGCAAUUAGAACGGCAGUAACAUUGGGUCUCCACAGAAAACCUUAUAAAUCAACAAGUGUGGAUAAUGUCGAGCUUGAUAACAAUCCCCAUUUGAGUAUCAGAUCAAGGGUGUUCUGGAGUGCUUAUAGUCUUGAAAGAAUUAAUGCUCUUGUGCUAGGUAGACCUUUUGGUAUAUCUGAUAUUGAUAUUGAUGUUCCCAUUCCAUCCAAUGACCCUGAUAUUCCAGUUGCUUGUCAUGUCUUCAAGUUAAGAAGAAUUCAAUCCAGUAUUUGUACGUUUGUUUAUAAGCCUGUUCCAUUGAUGGAUUCUCCUGAUGAAAUUGAUUCAACAAGAGUCUCUAUUGUUUUAGAGUUAAAUGAUUGGAUGAACACAUUCCCAGCCAAAGAAUACCCUGUAUCAAGAUUUGAGACUUACAACUGGUGUUCAAUCUCAUACCAUAAUUCAAUGCUUCUAUUACUAAGACCUGUUGUCCUCGAAGUCUCAAAAAGCAAAACGGAUACUUCACCAAGACUUAUAGAAUGGUUCAAGGCAUUUACUCAUUCAGCUUCUGCCAUUUGCAUGAACUACAAAGACUUACACGCAAAAGGAAAGCUCAAUGCAACAUGGCUCUCAAUGCAUUGUCUGUUCGUUUCUGGAAUUUCCUUCCUAUACUGCUUGUGGAUUGACAAUCAGAUUAAAGUUCUUGAAUGGAAAGGCCAAAGAGUUAUCUAUGAUACUAUCUCUUCUUGCUCAAGUAUUCUCUAUGUUCUUGCUGAAAGAUGGCACUCUGCUGCUGUAUUUAGAGAUACAUUUGAGCAGCUAUCAAGUGCUGUUUUGCUUAAGUUAGAAGAACCUAUUGAUAGAAGAUCAUUUGCUGGUGUUUCAGAAAGCCCUUAUAAUAUAUCAGCAUCUUCAAAAUCGACUAAAGGCGCAUUAGACUACCACACAAUUGGGAUUGAUCAGUACUUGAGCUAUGAAAGUCAAUCAUGGAAAACUGAUAGUGAUAAAGAAGGUAGCGUUAGCUGUGUUUCUUCAGAACAUGAACACGAAGAGAUUGCUGUUGGAAAUGUGCCCCAAAAGUUGCAGCCAGAAGCCACAAUGUCGUUCCUUAAUAACUUUGACCUUUCAUUAUGGGAAUUCUUGGAUACGACUGGAGAUAAGUUUUUAAGAGAUAUCUAUCAAGAUAUGGAGAGUAAUUUGGGCAAGAUCUGA